AUGAGCUUUCCUGUCAUGUUCCCCAAUGUUUUUUCUCACUAUAGAUUAAUACCCAAGAAUUACCAGCACUUCAAGACCUUGGUAUUUGCAGUUACGGAGGCCAACAAGGAUUUAGUUCUCCUCCCCAACAUCACAUUUGGCUUUCACAUCUAUGACAAUUGCCAGGUUGAGAUGAGAGUUUCCUUAUUCAGCCUCUCCCUGCUCUCCACAAGAGGCCAAACGGUUCCAGGUUAUAAAUGUGACCGGCAGGACCCUCUGCUCUCUGUCAUCGGAGGUCUCAACCUCAAAUCCUCAAGGCUGAUGGCCUCCAUCUUCAGCAUCUUCAAAGUCCCACAGCUCGGUGUUGGCUUUGAGUUCUCACAGGGAGACAGAAGAGUUUAUCCAUCCUUCUUCCGGAUUAAUCCCAAGGAAUUCCAUCAAUAUGUGGGUUUAGUCCAGCUGCUCCUGCAUUUCCAGUGGAACUGGGUUGGACUUAUGGUUUCUGAAAGUGAGUAUGGAGAACAUUUCAUCUCAUCUCUGGUGCCAAUGCUCAAGGAGAAGGAGAUCUGCCUGGCCUUCACUGAAAUGCUCAAAUCUGAGGAAAUGAUUACUAUAACCAACAAUUUCAUUCGUAUUUUCAAAAGUUGGUUUAAAGUUGAAGUGAUUAUUCUGUUUGGAGAUUCCAACAGUAUUGAAAAUGUUCCAGUGGCUUUGAGUUUUUAUCAAGAAUUUCAAAAGAUAACAUUUCAAAAAGUUUGGAUCUUAACUUCCCUUUGGAAACUUAGUGAGAUGGAAUAUGAAGAGACAUUGAAAAUUGUAAAGCCCCUCCAUGGAGCUUUGCAUAUUAGGGACCACAACAGUGAUUUCUCAGAAUUCGCCCGUUUCCUUCUGAUGUUAGAUCCUUUGAACCCACAAGGGGAUAUUUUUCUGCCACUGUGGUGGGGAAAGGUAUUUGAUUGUGCAGUCCAGAAACCAGGAAAGAUCCCUCAAAAGGGGAAAAAAACAUGCACAGGAAAGGAAAAAUUGCAAAAUGUAGCCUCUUACGUCUUCGAAACAGCCAUGACGGGUGAAAGUUACAAUAUCUACAAUGCCAUUUUUGCUCUGGCACAUGCAUUACAUGCAAUGCAUGGAUCAGGAACACGACCAGUCAUGAUGAGGCUUGGAAAGAGGAUCUCCAGAAUCUAUUCAUGGCAGCUCCUUCCCUAUUUGAGGAAAGUCCACUUCAACAAUAGUGCUGGAGAUGAAAUAUCGUUCUCAGAAAAUGGACUGGGAUCUGCUCGUUAUGAGAUUCUCAACUGGCGUCUGCUCCCCAAUUAUUCUUUUGUCCCUGUGAAAAUUGGUCAAAUACAUCCCAGAGCUUCCCCAGGCCAGGAUUUCACUAUCAACGGCAAUUCAAUCAUCUGGGCCACAAAGAAGGUGCCCUCUGCCAGGUGUGGCACGAAGAGGUGCCAGGCAGGAGAGAGGAGACGUGUUCCAGAGGGCAAGCCAGUUUGCUGCUACCAAUGUGCCCCUUGUCCAGAAGGGACCAUUUCAAAUAAGACAGAUGCAGCUCGCUGUGACCCCUGCCCAGAAGACCAAUAUCCCAACAAGGACCAGGACCACUGCAUUGCCAAGAAGAUCCACUUCCUUUCCUAUCAAGACCCCCUGGGAUAUGCUUUAAUUUUUCUUACUCUUUUUCUCUGUGUGAUCACAUCUGCAGUCCUGGUAAUUUUCCUUAAGCAUCGUGACACACCAAUUGUCAAGGCCAACAACCGAGAUCUCACCUACAUUCUCCUGGUUUCUCUCCUGCUCUGCUUCUUCUGCUCCUUCCUCUUCAUUGGUCAACCCGGGAACCUCAACUGUCUCUUCCAACAAACUGCCUUUGCCAUUCUCUUUUCCCUUGCAGUUUCCUCUGUUUUGGCAAAAACUGUCACAGUUGUUCUGGCCUUCAUGGCCACCAAGCCAGGAAACAGAACAAGGAAAUUCUUGGGAAAACCAUUGACCAACUCCAUUGUUAUCACCUGUCCCCUGGUCCAAGCAGUUCUUUGUAUCACCUGGCUGGUGAUCUCUCCCCCAUUUCCCAACUUGGACUUCUGCUCCUUGUUUGGAGAGAUCAUCUUGGAAUGUAAGGAAGGCUCAGCUUUAAUGUUUUAUGUUGUCCUCACCUACCUUGGUUUCCUGGCCCUUGUCAGUUUCACAGUGGCCUUUCUGGCUAGGAAAUUGCCUGACAGUUUUAACGAAGCCAAAUUCAUUACUUUUAGCAUGAUAGUCUUUUGCAGUGUUUGGAUCACCUUCCUCCCCACUUAUCUGAGCACCAAAGGGAAGUCCAUGGUGGCCGUGGAGAUCUUCUCCAUCUUGGCCUCUGGGGUUGGUCUCUUGGCUUGUAUCUUUUUUCCAAAAUGCUACAUUAUCCUAUUGAGGCCACAUCUGAACUGUAGAGAGAAUAUAAUGAGGCACAAGAACUUCUCACUCAUGCAGUAA
Molecule: messenger RNA, 2439 nt
Organism: Protobothrops mucrosquamatus (brown spotted pit viper)
Lineage: Eukaryota; Metazoa; Chordata; Lepidosauria; Squamata; Viperidae
Product: vomeronasal type-2 receptor 26-like
Exons: 5
Coding region: 1-2439 (812 amino acids)
Biological process (GO): G protein-coupled receptor signaling pathway
Cellular component (GO): membrane
Molecular function (GO): G protein-coupled receptor activity
Source: RefSeq, a predicted model, not a curated record